AUGGGUCCGAUUGCGCCUCGGAUUGCAACAGCAGAGCUGCAACUGCGGGAGGGGUGGUUCAACUCUGCGGCUCGGUUUCGCGCGGUGGCCUACAGCAAGGGGACCUGGGGAGUGCGCGUUUUUGCCUUUCCGAGAAAUUGCGAACGUGUUUGUGGAGAUUGCGUUGGGAGGAAGAGGAAGUGGAUCUUGAGCGCGGGCCCCGCCCGGAAGAUCUGGGUUGCGCGGUCGUCGAAGAAUGCUGACGCUGAAGUUGGGGCUGUGACGAUUUCGGGAUCGGAGAGGAUCGAGCGGCGCGGGGCUGGCCCGCUGGAGGCUGGCGAGGGGAGCUAUGAGGAUGGAUGGGGCUCGGGGACGCAGGACUGGGAGGGGGCUGAGAGCGGUGCAAACCAGUCGAAAGGCCUCUUCGUCUUCAUGUCAGGGACCAUCCUUGUGGUGGGAGCAGCCAUGUUUGCUGGUGCCCGUGUCCUCCGUUUCUUGCAAAGCCAGGAACAGCUCCAGGUCUUUGGGUGGACUUUGCCGACAGCCACGACAUUGCGGGAGCAGGAACAUCGGGUAUCACCCUCCCAGGUUACAAGGCAGCCAUCUCAGGGUACAAGCCAAGUGACGAAUUCGCGUUUGAAGGCAGAUAAUGCUGCCACUAAAGAGAGCGUAGUAGGCAGCGCAAGUGGAGAUUAUGGACAGGGCGCAGAGGAAUCCUACAACAGCAAUGGAGGUCUGGGCAUGGCUGCCAAUACUGUGGAGAGUGGGGAGAGUUGGGGAUCGAUCGAUGAUUGGUCAAAUGUGGAUGAAGGGCCUGCUGGAUAUGUUGAUGGUUCAGCGGGUGCUGUUGGGGAAGAUGUGUUGCCUGUGGACUCGGCACCAUUGGCAGCUGAAACACCACUGGAAGGCAGUGACGAGGAGGCUGGAACUGCCAACGCCUCACCUCAAGCGGAGGAUCCCCAAGCUCUAUCGUCUGAAGAGGUCACCGCACUUGCCAGCCACUAUUCUAUGGAUUCACUGAGGGAACGUGCUCAGCUUGCAGCCAGAGCUGCUACAGCUGCCAGCGAUGCUGCUCAGAGAGCGGCUGCUUACUCGGCAGCCGCAUCCUCUGCAUCGUCAGCAGCAGUUGCAGCAGCUGAGAGGGCUGCCGCUGCAGCAGGCUCAGCACAAAUCGCGGUGGAAAGCUGCGCUGAAGAGGCCAUUUUGGAGGCACAGGACCGGGCUCUGAAAGCUGCUGAGACAGCAGCAAGAGCUGAAGACCGUGCUGCCAACGCCGCUGCCAUGGCAGCAGGAUACGAAGAUUCUGCAGAAGCGCAGGCAGCGUUUGCAUCGGAGGCAGCCGAUCUGCGACCGUACGGCGAGGAGAGCUUGAUGGAGAAAUGGCAGCAGUGGUGGUUUGCUGUGUGGACCCGAGUGGUCGGUUUUUCUCGCCAUGUGGCGGUUGUCAUUAUGGCAUGGAUGUCCCAACUGUUGCGCUUCAUCCGCCAUCUCGUCAUUUCGGCGGCAGGUGCAAUUCAAAGGGCCUCGUCCAACUGGCCACGGCCGUUUGGUAAAGGUUGA
Ostreobium quekettii is the source of this 1539-nucleotide messenger RNA. The record is from the annotation of a GenBank genome assembly. Lineage: Eukaryota; Viridiplantae; Chlorophyta; Ulvophyceae; Bryopsidales; Ostreobiaceae.